UGAGAGGCGGGCUAUGGUAAUGAGCUGCUCGGCGGUUGGCUGAGCCCCGGCACAUGAAGUAGUGGCUGGCCGCCGGUGAGUCAGACAGAAGCCGGGACACAAAGAGAAGUACAGUACCGCGGAGACUGAUCUGUGGCCGGGAUCACUGCACGGAGCAUCGCCUGCACUAUGACACUGGAGGAGCUGACUGGGGAGCAGAGCAUGGGAAAGAUGGAGAGUGUGGGCACCGCGCUGGAGGAGGUGCUGAGUAAGGCCAAGCUACAGAGGACCAUCACCAUCGGGGUGUACGAGGCGGCCAAACUGCUCAACGUGGACCCAGACAAUGUGGUGCUCUGCCUGCUGGCCACUGAUGAGACCGAAGAUCAGGAUGUUGCUUUACAGAUCCACUUCACCCUGAUCCAGGCGUUCUGCUGCGAGAAUGACAUCAACAUCCUGAGAAUCAGCAACAUGAGCCGGCUGGAGGAGAUUGUGGGCGGCUCGGACAAGCCCGGGGAACCUGCUGAUCUGCAUUGUAUUCUAAUCAACAACCCACACGCGGCGCAGCUGAAAGAUCCCGCCAUCAACCAAGUGAUCGGUUUUUGCAAAGAGAGCCGUUACUUGGAUCAGUGGGUGCCGGUGAUUAAUCUUCCCGAGCGGUGAUCUCCCUCUGGGGGGUCUCCUAGGACACUUCUUUGUUUUAAAAAUAAUUUUAAAAUAAAAAAAAUAUUGGGCAGAUACGCCACCACUUCGUUUCCGGAGCGCGCACCCACUUUGCGAGCAAGGAUUACAAAAUGUACAAACAUUUAAAACGAACGAGUGGACAAAACUGGUUGGCUGCGUUUGUUGUGCGUAGGAGUAAGGUACGAGCGGGCUUGGGACCCUGGAGUAUUGGCCAAGACCAACAGCCGUAUGUUAUGGAACCAAAAAAAGUAUUCGGGGAAAGGCGCCAUUGUGACAUCAGGAGGGAGGUCGUCGGGAAGAUCUAGAACAAAACACAAAAGACUUCUAUGUCUGGCAAAAAAAAUGCAUCUUCUUUAUUUUAAUAAGAUAUUUAAAGAAACUGUUUCUGCUUAAUGUUAUCAAUUUGCAAAGUUAAUUUAUUUCUUUUUAAAUAUAUUUAUGCAACUUUGUUACCUAUUUUAAGAAUUCCAUGAACUGGUACUUGAAGCGUUUUUCAUAAAGAGCGGAUGAGACAACUGAAACGUUAACUCUUGUUCUUCAUUGGACGGUUUUCAAUAAAAUAUUUGAAAUUGCUUCAA
Messenger RNA from Pseudophryne corroboree (corroboree frog), 1238 nucleotides. RefSeq names its product growth arrest and DNA damage inducible alpha (gene GADD45A). Bases 169 to 639 code for a protein of 156 amino acids. Gene Ontology annotation, cellular component: cytoplasm; nucleus. The record is from RefSeq and is a predicted model, not a curated record. The transcript has 4 exons. NCBI's taxonomy places the organism in Eukaryota, Metazoa, Chordata, Amphibia, Anura, Myobatrachidae. Gene Ontology annotation, biological process: regulation of cell cycle.